This is a messenger RNA of Fusarium falciforme, 3081 nucleotides long. RefSeq lists its product as hypothetical. NCBI's taxonomy places the organism in Eukaryota, Fungi, Ascomycota, Sordariomycetes, Hypocreales, Nectriaceae. Gene Ontology annotation, molecular function: protein binding. The transcript is spliced from 8 exons. The record is from RefSeq and is a predicted model, not a curated record. Bases 1 to 3081 code for a protein of 1026 amino acids.
AUGAACCCCGUCCCCCCAACUCCGCGAACCGAGAAACUUAGCAGCGGACCGUCUCCAAGACCUGAUCUCAACCCACCUUCUUGCUCUUCAUCCUCAUUGUCGUCAUCACCAUCGGCGGCGAGCGACGAGAAGACUGAGUUGCACAAGUUCCUCCAGAUCAUAAAAAAUGAUGAGGGAAAUGCAGACCGUCUCAAAGCGGUUCUCGAUGGACUGGAAAAAGAUCAGAUACGCCAGCCCUCCCACCAUGAUGGCAAUAAGAACGCUAUGCACAUGGCAGUUGACCGCGGCAUGUUGUGGGCGCGUGGAGCGGACAUUGACGCCAGAGGGAAUGCUAGAGCCACUCCUCUUGAUGAUGCAUGCUUCAAAGGCCACAAGGAUGUUGUCGAGCUCCUUCUAUCCCGUGGGGCCAACACUCAAGUGUUGGAUAACAAUCUGUGGUCUCCAAUCCGAACAGCAGUCGGAUACCAGCACCUAGACAUUGUUGAAAUUCUCCUGAACGAGAAUCCGGCCAAAAUCAACGAGGGAGACAAGCACGGGGAGACACCAUUGCAUGUGGCGAGUGGGAAAGGAUGCGUUGAUAUCAUGAACCUUCUUCUGGAAAGGGGAGCCGACAUCGACAAACCCGACAAGGACCGAGAAACACCAUUGCACAGUGCGUGUCGAAAUGGGUGGGAGAGAUCUGCUCGUCUUCUUUUGAAGGAACACGCCAAGACGGACAGGACCGAUAACCAAGGGGAGACGCCAUUGCACGCAGCGAGCCGAAAAGGUCACGAGAGAGUUGUUACAGUUCUUCUAGAAGAGCAUGCAGCGAUAGACGCGACCGAUGACAAAGGGAAAACACCAUUAUGCGCGGCGAGCGAACAAGGACAUGUCGAAUGCGUCAACGCCCUCUGCGAAGCCGGGGCGGAUUGCAAUAUCCAAGCCGACCGAGACGGGGCAUAUAACACGGCACUCCACUACGCAUUUGAGCCUUCCGAGAAGGAAAAUGAAAGCCCUGAUGACAGGAAGAAAAGCCAGUCGCGCAUCGUGGCAAAGCUCUUGGCACAUGGCGCUGAUCCUGCGAUUCAGAACGACGAAGAAGACACAGCGUUGCAUCUGGCGGCGAAAACUGGCAACUGGAGCGCCUACAAAGACAUCCUAGAGGUGAUGAAAGAAGGUGAGAAUAGACUCAGCAACGAGUGGGAAAACACAGCUUUGGGCCUGGCACUCAAAUCACACCCUGCUGACAUCCUGGGGUUGAUGAUGGACUCGGAGAGCGCAAGCAUGUUCGACUCGGGAGAUGAAGUAGAGGCACUCCUCUGGGCAGCCAAAAAUGAAGAAAGCCACCAUUACCUGGAGAGUCUUUUUGAAGAGAGGAAGCAUCUCAGGGAUAAGAUGCCUCCCACCGACACCAGGUGCUGGAGCGCAAUUCAAUGGGCAACAUAUCUGGAACUGCCUGAGGUGCUCGCAUUGCUGCGGAAUGUUACUCCAACCAUCACGUCUGGAGAGGAGAAACCCGAGAUACCAAUAGCUGGUGCCGAACAAGAGGAAUUCUUGAAGCAAUGGGGUCCAAAGGCGGCAGUUACUGAAUGCAGGGUACGAGAUGACGAGCCGACCUUCGCGACCGAAUUCCGCAGCGUCCAAGAUAUCAUUUAUGGCACUGGACCGGUAAACACAACGACCACGAAGGAAAAGCGUCUCGGAGAUGACUUUUUUACAUGGGUUCAUCUUCCCGCAACCAAUAUUACCUGGAUGAAUGACCUCCUGAAAAGAAUCUUGAUCGAGGAGCCAUCAUGCGUGAACGACUCACGGUCGAACAACGUUGAGAGGGUGAAUGCAUUCUUCGAAUCCAGCUGGUCCCAGACACCAGACGGAACAUCUGAGUCGCGGAUCAUGAAGCCUCUAUGCACCACUGAGCCGCUGCCCCAAACGAAGGGCGCUUACAGCCCUGACCGCUUUCUUCAAGCCAUUUAUAUGCCAUAUUUCGCCUUGUCAAGACAACAACGAGGCCAGUACCACACUGGGAACGAUGAUUGCAAGGGCAAACGGUCGCAGAAGGAACAGGAGAAGGCAUGCAAACAAGAGGAGGAGAACAACGGAAGGGAUCAGAACGAGGUCGACCUACAAGGAGCUUACGACGCAUACUAUGGCUUGCUGAAGUGCUACGAAGGCAACGUCAUCCAUGGCUCGGCAACUCUUGAUGAGUUCUUCUACGGCUUUUCCCGGCUCACCCAGCAACAAGCACCCCUGCACGAGGAUCGACCACAAAGGAAUGAACUCCAAGUUGUGACAAAGAGCAUACACCCUGAAGGUGUAGCCGAAAGGUCUGACUGGACGCUUGUUAGGGUGAAUCAGCUGUGGGUGUGGGUAAUCGGUCAUAAAUGGUUGAUCACGGCGACCACGCAUCCAAUUGACCAAGCUGAAGAUUCAUUCCUAACAGAUGCAAUUGACCACAUAGAAAAGCGAGUAAGAAGGGUGCGAUCCCCGCUUGAGAUGGCCAAGGCAGUCUUCGCGUACUCUGUCGAUUCCUUCGACCGACCGCCAAAGUCGACGGUUUACGAAACAGACCAUUCCAUCCAUCAGAUCUUUUCUGACUCGAUCAACAAGAUUGCCAGGGAAGACGCCAAGCUAUUUGAAGAGUUCUGUGAGCACAUGGAAGCGAAAGAGCCGAAAGAAAAAGACGGACCAGAGGGAAAAGAGAUGGGGACGAAGGCUGCCGCGAGACUUUUGGCCAAAAUCAGAAACAUCCUCGACGAGCUUCAAAUGCUCCGAGCAAUCGGUAAACAUCAAAUGAGGGUUUGGAAGAAGUUGAAGAAUGGAUCCUCGGCGGACAACCGGCGAUGGGAGAGCCACGUCUUGAGCGACAUUGAGGACAUGAUCGCAUCUGCUGAUCGCAUCAAGUUAAAUGUUGAAAUGACGCUCUCUCUUGCCCAGCGGCAGAUUGCUAACAGCCAGGCGAAAGAGAGCCUGAAGCAGGGCGAGACCGCCAAACAGCAAGCGAGAGAGAGCUUCCAGCAAGGCCGGACGGUCACGAUCUUCACUGGAAUUACAGCGUUCUUCGUAGGUGUUCCUAGCCAUCAUCUGAACCGAAUUUGCAAGUAA